Messenger RNA from Marmota flaviventris (yellow-bellied marmot), 3082 nucleotides. The record is from RefSeq and is a predicted model, not a curated record. NCBI's taxonomy places the organism in Eukaryota, Metazoa, Chordata, Mammalia, Rodentia, Sciuridae.
UCCGGAGACGCUUCCCGAUAGAUGGCUACAGGCCGCGGAGGAGGAGGAGGUGGAGUUGCUGCCCUUCCGGAGUCUGCCCCGUGAGGAGAAUGUCCCAGAAAUCCUGGAUAGAAAGCACUUUGACCAAGAGGGAAUGUGUAUACAUUAUACCAAGUUCCAAGGACCCUCACAGAUGCAUUCCAGGAUGUCAGAUUUGUCAGCAACUUGUCAGGUGUUUUUGUGGUCGCUUGGUCAAGCAACAUGCUUGUUUCACUGCAAGUCUUGCCAUGAAAUACUCAGAUGUGAAAUUGGGUGACCAUUUUAAUCAGGCAAUAGAAGAGUGGUCUGUGGAAAAGCAUACAGAACAGAGCCCAACGGAUGCUUAUGGACUCAUCAAUUUUCAAGGGGGUUCUCAUUCCUACAGAGCUAAGUAUGUGAGGCUAUCAUAUGACACCAAACAUGAAAUCAUUCUGCAACUUCUGCUUAAAGAAUGGCAAAUGGAAUUACCCAAACUUGUUAUCUCCGUUCAUGGGGGCAUGCAGAAAUUUGAGCUACACCCACGAAUCAAGCAGUUGCUUGGAAAAGGUCUUAUUCAAGCUGCAGUUACAACUGGAGCCUGGAUUUUAACAGGAGGGGUAAACACAGGUGUGGCAAAACAUGUUGGUGAUGCCCUCAAAGAACAUGCUUCCAGAUCAUCUCGAAAGAUUUGCACUAUUGGAAUAGCUCCAUGGGGAGUGAUAGAAAACAGAAAUGAUCUUGUUGGGAGAAAUGUCAUUGCUCCUUAUCAAACCUUAUUGAACCCCCUGAGCAAAUUGAAUGUCCUGAAUAAUCUCCAUUCCCAUUUCAUAUUGGUGGAUGAUGGCACAGUUGGAAAGUAUGGCGCAGAAGUCAGACUAAGAAGAGAACUUGAAAAAACUAUUAAUCAGCAAAGAAUUCAUGCUAGAAUUGGCCAAGGUGUUCCUGUAGUGGCUCUGAUAUUUGAGGGUGGGCCAAAUGUUAUACUCACAGUUCUAGAAUACCUUCAAGAAAGACCCCCCUCUUCCUGUAGUUGUUUGUGAAGGAACAGGCAGAGCUCCAGAUUUGCUAGCUUAUAUUCACAAACAAACAGAAGAAGGAGGAAGUCUUCCUGAUGCAGCAGAGGUUGAUAUCAUUUCAACCAUCAAGAAAACAUUUAACUUUGGCCAAAGUGAAGCAGUUCAUUUAUUUCAAACACUGAUGGAGUGCAUGAAGAAAAAAGAGCUUAUCACUGUGUUCCACAUUGGAUCAGAGGAACAUCAGGAUAUAGAUGUAGCAAUACUUACUGCACUACUAAAAGGUACUAAUGCAUCUGCAUUUGACCAGCUUAUCCUUACGUUGGCAUGGGAUAGAGUUGACAUUGCCAAAAAUCAUGUAUUUGUUUAUGGACAGCAGUGGCUGGUUGGAUCCUUGGAACAAGCUAUGCUUGAUGCUCUUGUAAUGGAUAGAGUUGCAUUUGUAAAACUUCUUAUUGAAAAUGGAGUAAGCAUGCAUAAAUUCCUUACCAUUCCAAGACUGGAAGAACUUUACAACACUAAACAAGGUCCAACCAAUCCAAUGCUAUUUCACCUUGUUCGAGAUGUCAAACAGGGAAAUCUUCCUCCAGGAUAUAAGAUCACUCUAAUUGAUAUAGGACUUGUUAUUGAAUAUCUCAUGGGAGGAACCUACAGAUGCACCUAUACUCGGAAACGUUUUCGGUUAAUAUAUAAUAGUCUUGGUGGAAAUAGUCGGAGAUCUGGCCGAAAUACCUCCAGCAGUACUCCUCAAUUGAGAAAGAGUCACGAAUCUUUUGGCAAUAGAGCAGAUAAAAAGGAAAAAACGAGACAUAAUCAUUUCAUUAAAACAGCACAGCCCUAUAGACCAAAGAUUGAUACAGCUAUGGAAGAAGGAAAGAAAAAAAGAACCAAAGAUGAAAUUGUAGAUAUUGAUGAUCCAGAAACCAAGCACUUUCCUUAUCCGCUUAAUGAAUUGUUAAUUUGGGCUUGCCUUAUGAAUAGGCAGGUUAUGGCACGGUUUUUAUGGCAGCAUGGUGAAGAAUCAAUGGCUAAAGCAUUAGUUGCCUGUAAAAUCUAUCGUUCAAUGGCCUAUGAAGCAAAGCAGAGUGACCUGGUAGAUGAUACUUCAGAAGAACUGAAACAAUAUUCCAAUGAUUUUGGCCAACUGGCAGUUGAAUUACUAGAGCAAUCCUUCAGACAAGAUGAAACCAUGGCUAUGAAAUUACUCACUUAUGAACUGAAAAACUGGAGUAAUUCAACCUGCCUUAAAUUAGCAGUUUCUUCAAGACUUAGACCUUUUGUAGCUCACACCUGUACACAAAUGUUGUUAUCUGAUAUGUGGAUGGGAAGGCUGAACAUGAGAAAAAAUUCUUGGUACAAGGUGAUAUUAAGCAUUUUAGUUCCACCUGCCAUAUUAAUGCUAGAAUAUAAAACAAAGGCUGAAAUGUCCCAUAUUCCACAAUCUCAAGAUGCUCAUCAGAUGACAAUGGAAGAUAGUGAAAACAACUUUCAAAACAUAACAGAAGAGAUCCCUAUGGAAGUAUUUAAAGAGGUAAGAAUUUUGGACAGUAAUGAAGGAAAGAGUGAAAUGGAGAUGCAUAUAAAAUCAAAAAAGCUUCCAAUCACACAAAAAUUUUAUGCCUUUUAUCAUGCACCAAUUGUAAAGUUCUGGUUUAAUACGUUGGCAUACUUAGGAUUUCUGAUGCUUUAUACAUUUGUAGUUCUUGUACAAAUGGAACGGUUACCUUCAGUUCAAGAAUGGAUUGUUAUUGCUUAUAUUUUUACCUAUGCCAUUGAGAAAGUCCGUGAGAUCUUUAUGUCUGAAGCUGGGAAAAUAAGCCAGAAGAUUAAAGUGUGGUUUAGUGAUUAUUUCAAUAUCAGUGAUACAAUUGCCAUAAUUUCUUUCUUCAUUGGAUUUGGACUAAGAUUUGGAGCCAAGUGGAACUUUGAGAAUGCAUAUGAUAAUCAUGUUUUUGUGGCUGGAAGAUUAAUAUACUGUCUUAAUAUAAUAUUUUGGUAUGUGCGUUUGCUAGAUUUUCUCGCUGUAAAUCAACAGGCAGGACCUUAUGUAAUGAUGAUUGGAAAAAUGGUAG